CAAUUCGAUCGAAACAAAAUUAGAAAAAAAGAAAACAAGUGUUUGGAGUAAUUUGGAAUUCUGCUGGAGUGGAAAAAGCGCAGACGAGAACAUUGGCAGGAAAAUGACGUCGCUGCUUCUAUUAAUUUCGGUGUUACUUUGGCUUCCUUCAAUCUCCGUUGCUUACAGACCUGGGGACAUCGUUCCUAUGAGCAAGAUGGGUCAAUACCAUUCCUCUAGAACUGUUUGGCAUGACGUGAUCGGAAAACAUUGCCCGAUCUUUGCUGUUAACCGCGAGGUAUUAAUUCCUAUAGAAAAGCCGACUGGUUACACGGGAGCUGAUCCCUAUAAAAUAUCAUUCCAAGUUGGGAAGGAGAAGUUUCUUGUCCCAUGGCUUUUUCUUAUAAAUCGUAAGAGUUCUGAAGUUCCAAUGAUUGACAUGCAUUUGAGGUACUCAGGUGGUGAUUUGCAUGGUGUAACUGCUAAAAUUGUGGAUAUGCCUCAUCAUUAUGUUGAUAUUCAUCCAAAUAUUCGUAAACAAUUCUGGGAUCCUCAAAAUUGGCCAAAACAUGUGCUUGUCAGAUAUACCUGGGAGGAGCAAUCAGAGAUAGAUGUGACCUCUGGAUUUUAUGUUCUGUUUGGAUCAGGGCUGAUGCUAUCAUUUAUUCUUUCAAUCUACAUCUUGCAGUCAUCAAGGGACAAAUUAGCAAAGUUCGUAAUGGAGACGGUUGUGGAAAGCAGCAUGCCCGGAGUCGGAGUUGCAAAGGUUGAGUGAUUCUUCAGUUUUGAUAGAUUGCGUGAUGUGAAUUAUGGCAAGGAUUUUUGGAAGCCCCCACGGGGCAUUGAAAUGGAUACAAGUAACUUUUCCUGAUAAUGAAAAA
Hibiscus syriacus is the source of this 860-nucleotide messenger RNA. RefSeq lists its product as uncharacterized. Lineage: Eukaryota; Viridiplantae; Streptophyta; Magnoliopsida; Malvales; Malvaceae. The record is from RefSeq and is a predicted model, not a curated record. The coding region runs from base 104 to 754 and encodes 216 amino acids. The transcript has 9 exons.